Messenger RNA from Rhineura floridana, 8186 nucleotides. It is a transcript of the gene CABIN1, whose product is annotated as calcineurin binding protein 1. Lineage: Eukaryota; Metazoa; Chordata; Lepidosauria; Squamata; Rhineuridae. Gene Ontology annotation, cellular component: nucleus. Gene Ontology annotation, biological process: chromatin organization. Bases 1027 to 7632 code for a protein of 2201 amino acids. The record is from RefSeq and is a predicted model, not a curated record. The transcript has 37 exons. Gene Ontology annotation, molecular function: nucleosome binding; protein binding.
AGGGCGGCCUGGUGCGUGCCAGCCGCGGUCUCCCCGCACUUCUUCGGGCCGCGCAAGGCCUGCAUCGUGGCGGGAGAGGCCGUCGGGCUCCUCCUCACCUCCUGGGGCUUGCCCAAGAUGCCCGCCACCGCCGCGCACAGCUUGGUGGGCAGGUCGCGGGGCAGCUGUGCAGCCGGAAGGCUCGUCUCCAGCUCUGCGAAGGGCAUCUCGGUCCUGGAGGGCGCGCCGCAGCCGCUGUACCGGGCCGCUGCAGGCCGAGGGUUCCGGUGCCGCCCCGCCCCGCCCCCUGGCACUAGCCUCGGCAUUGGCUGCGCCGGGAGGCUCGCCUCUCCGGCCCGGUCCACUUCGCUCUCGCCGUGAGAGGGCGGGAGAGAGGCUGGCGCUGGCAGUCCCCAGCCGGCUGCUUCUUUCCCCUCCUUCUCCUGCCGGCUCGGGGUGUCCUGGUCCAGGGACGAGGCAGAGAGCGCCUCCGCCGGCGGCAUCAAGAAGCCUCCCCUUCUCCCGCUCUUCCCAGCACGGCUGGACAGGGCGAAAGCAACGGAACCGCAAAACGGGGCCGGGAGCAUCAAUGCCCGGCUGGCCGCCCUGCCUGACUUCCAGGCCAGGGCGCUCUUGCUCCCUGCUGGGCUGGUUUUCCCCGCCCGUCUGCCCCUCCAAGCCCUUCAGCAGCCUCCCUCAGGUCCUGCCGCGCUGGCGAGCCGCUUAGGCUGGCACCAGAUCACCUAAGAAAGUGGAAACCUACAAGGGGCGCCGCCGCCUCAGGCCAAGGAGGCCCCGUCUCGUCCAGCGGCUCAGUGGCCGGCCAGAUGCCCGCUUUGGGACACUGCCACAAGCAGGACCGGAGCGCGAGAGCAUCGCCCUCCCAGGUUUCCAGCAGCCGGCGUCAGAAGCACUGUGUCCUCAACCGCUUGCGGGAGCAGCCUCCUCUUCCUCCAUCUCCAUGCAUUUGUCCGGCCCGCCCGCCUGAUUCGUGAGUGAAGUGAGCCUGCAGAGGUAGCAAAUGACAACACUUGAGUCUCUCCAAAGAUGAUCAGGAUUGCAGCACUGAAUGCCAGUUCCACUGUCGAAGAUGACCAUGAAGGGACCUUUAAAAGCCACAAAACACAGACAAAAGAGGCACAAGAAGCAGAAGCAUUUGCCUUGUAUCAUAAAGCUCUGGACCUUCAGAAGCAUGACCGCUUUGAAGAAUCUGCCAAAGCUUACCAUGGACUACUUGAAACUCGCCUCCUGCGAGAGGCAAUUCCAUCUGGUGAUGAAAGAGAGGGAUUAAAACAUCCAGGCUUGAUGCUAAAAUAUUCGACUUACAAAAACCUGGCUCAGCUUGCAGCACAGCGAGAUCACUUUGAAACAGCCAUGGAGUUCUACCUAGAGGCUGUAAUGCUGGACUCGACUGACGUCAACCUGUGGUAUAAAAUUGGUCACGUGGCCCUGAGGCUUAUGCGUCUGCCUCUGGCGCGGCACGCUUUUGAAGAAGGACUCGCAUGUAAUCCGGAUCAUUGGCCUUGUUUAGAUAAUCUCAUUACUGUUCUCUACACACUCAGUGACUACACAACCUGCUUGUAUUUCAUCUGCAAAGCCCUGGAGAGAGAUUGCCGGUACAGCAAAGGGCUAGUCAUUAAGGAGAAGAUCUUUGAGGAGCAGCCGUGCCUCAGGAAGGACUCGCUAAGGAUGUUCCUUAAAGGAGACUUGUCAAUCCAUGAUGUCAGUGUGAGUCCGUCUGAGACCAGAACAAUCCUUGAGGAAGCUCUGGAGUUGCGCAGGAAAAGACAGGCUCUGUUGGCGCGGAAAAGUGAGCCAGAUCUGAAGCUUGUCCAGCCAAUUCCUCUUUUCACGUGGAAGUGUCUUGGGGAGAGUUUAUUGGCCAUGUAUCAACAUCUGACAACUUGUGAGCUGCCUCGGCCCAGCCUGGGCAAGAGAAUUGACCUGUUGGAGUACCAAGAUCUGGAUCAGCACUUGGAUGCCCUUGCAACUUCCGCCCCCAUCAGUGUUAUCCAGCCCAGCCCUGUCAGUACCAACCCCCUGGUGCCUGUGACUGAGCCACUCGUAAUAUACACACCAGUGACACCCAACUUUCCCAGUCCAAAUAUUCUGGAAUCAGUAAUACCUGCAGGCGAUGCCUCUGUGGGUGACAAAUCAAAGAAAGGGGUGAAGCGUAAGAAGGUUGCUGAAGACAGUGGUGAGACGGCAAAGAGGCGAUCGGCUCGUGUGCGGAACACCAAGUGUAAAAAGGAAGAGAAGGUUGAUUUCCAGGAGCUGCUGGUGAAAUUUCUUCCAUCACGCCUGAGGAAACUUGAUCCAGAAGAAGACGAUGGCCCUUUCAGCAGCUAUGAGGUCCCAUCUGAGGCCAAGGAGGAGGAUUUCCACCAUGUGGGCUCACAUCGCACGCUGUGUGACUCAACAAUAUGCAUGGAGUCUGAGAAGCAGGAUGUUCACAACUUCCUCUUGGCUAACCUGAACAACGGGGGCAUCCUUGAGCUGAUGAUGAGGUAUCUGAAAGCGAUCAGCCUGAAGUUCCUCGUGAAAUGGCCACCGGGCUUGUCUGAGGUGGUGUUGAGCCUCUACAACAGCUGGAGGAAGCACAGCAGUAGCCUGCCCAACCCCUUGCUGAGGGACUGCCGCAACCAGCACAUCCGCGACAUGAUGCUGAUGAGCCUGUCCUGCAUGGAGCUGCAGCUUGACCAGUGGCUGCUGACCAAAGGGAAGAGCUCAAUGGUGUCUCCCCGGAAUGGCCCUGCGGCCAGCUCUGUGAACGGCAAGUUUGGCCCUGAUUUCCCUGGCAGCCACUUCUUGGGGGAUCUGCUGCAGCUUUCGUUUGCAUCUUCCCAGCGAGACCUUUUUGAGGAGGGGUGGCUGGAAUUUGUGGUUCGGGUGUAUUGGCUGAAAGCGCGGUUUCUGGCCCUGCAGGGCGACAUGGAGCAGGCUUUGGAGAACUAUGACGUCUGCACGGAGAUGCUCCAGAGCUCUGCUGCAGUGCAAGCCAAAGCUGGCAACGAGGAGAGCAUUGUGAUCAGAUUGCCAAAUCUCCAUGUGGACUCUGUGGUUUCUUUGGAAGAGAUCGAGAAGAACCUCAAGUCCCUGGAGAGAUGCCAGUCCUUGGAGGAGAUCCAGCGCCUGUAUGAGGCCGGAGAUUACGAAGCCGUGGUGCGCCUGCUUCGGCCCACGUUGAGCUUCAGUGGAUUCAGCCGGACGAAACACCUGGAAUUUGUGAUCUCCAUACCGGAGAGGCCAGCCCAGCUUCUCCUGCUCCAGGAUUCCCUGCUCAAACUGAAGGACUACAGGCAAUGUUUUGAGUGCUCAGAAGUUGCCUUGAAUGAAGCCUUUCAGCAGAUGAUAAAUAUGACAGAAGCUUCUGCAAAGGAAGAGUGGGUGGCCACUGUCACACAGCUCCUAGUGGGGAUCGAUGGCGCCCUCUCCUCGGACAGCAGUAGCCUGGAUGAACCAUCGGCAACACAGAGCCUCAUCCGAUUGACCAACAACCUCAUCCAGAUCAUAGAUUGCAGCAUGGCAGUCCAGGAGGAGCCCAAAGAGCCUUUUGUGUCUUCUGUCCUUCCUUGGAUUAUUCUCCACAGGGUCAUUCAGCAUGAAGAAGACAACUUCCGGUCCCUCUGCUGCCAACAGGAGGAGCAGCUGCAGGGCCAAAAUGAGGAAGUGACUCCAACUCUGGACACCCCCAUGCUGCCCUCUUCCCUUAUGCUGCUGAAUACGGCUCAUGAAUACCUUGGGAGGAGAUCAUGGUGCUGUAACUCGGAGGGAGCCCUUCUCAAAUUCUAUGUGCGGGUACUACAAAGAGAGCUUUUGGCCUCUACUUCUGAAGACACCCAUCCUUACAAAGAGGAGCUGGAAACUGCUCUGGAGCAAUGCUUUUAUUGCCUGUAUAGUUUCCCGAGCAAAAAGAGUAAAGCACGGUACCUGGAGGAACAUUCCACACAGCAGGUGGAUCUGAUGUGGGAAGAUGCCUUAUUCAUGUUUGAGUAUUUUAAGCCCAAGACUCUUCCAGAAUUUGAUAGCUACAAAACCAGCACAGUGUCUGCUGACCUGGCCAACCUACUAAAGAAGAUGGCGACCAUUGUCCCUCGAACAGACAAGCCGAUGCUGAGACUGGAUGAAGUGUCUAGCUACAUUGAAGGGCCUUUGAGCAAGGUGCCAGCUCUCCCUGAGGGUGCAGACUACUUCCCUCCAGUUGUGACAGAGCUAUACUACCUCCUAGCAGAUUACCACUUCAAGAACAAGGAGCAGUCCAAGGCUAUCAAGUUCUACAUGCACGACAUCUGCAUCUGUCCGAACAGGUUUGACUCUUGGGCUGGCAUGGCGUUGGCUCGGGCCAGUCGGAUCCAAGACAAACUGAACUCCAAUGAGCUGAAGAGUGACGGCCUCAUUUGGAAGCAUGCCACACCAGUUCUGAACUGCUUCAAAAGAGCCCUGGAGAUCGAUGGCUCCAACCUCUCUCUCUGGAUCGAGUAUGGCACCAUGUCGUAUGCCUUGCACUCCUUUGCAUCCAGGCAGUUGAAGCAGUGGAAGUUGGAACUGCCCCCUGAGGUGGUGCAGCAGAUGGAGGAGCGACGCAAUGGCAUGUUGGAGACGGCCAAGCACUGCUUCGCUUCAGCUUCUCACUGUGAGGGUGACGGGGAUGAAGAGGAGUGGCUGAUCCACUACAUGCUGGGAAAGAUUGCUGAGAAGCAGAAGCAGCCUCCUGCCAUCUAUCUUCUCCAUUACAAGCAAGCAGGUCACUUUCUGCACGAGGAAGCUGCCCGGUAUCCCAAGAAGAUCCACUAUCAUAACCCACCAGAGCUGGCAAUGGAGGCCCUGGAGGUAUAUUUCCGGCUACACGCCUCUAUUCUGAAGCUUGUGGGGAAGCCCAACUCCGGGGUGGAUGCAGAGUUGCUUCUCACUUUUAUGAAGGAAGCUGCUGAGGGGCCUUUUGCCAGGGGGGAUGAAAAGAAUACGCCCAAAAUCACUGAAAAAGAAAAGCUUUGCAUGGCGGAUGACGACUCGCACUCUUCUGCCGGGACUGUGCCAGGCCCAGGGACUUCCCUUCCCUCCUCCUCCGGUCCAGGUCUGACAUCCCCACCCUACACAGCCACUCCAGUUGACCACGAUUACGUCAAAUGUAAAAAAAGCCGUCAGCAGGCAACACCGGAUGACAGGAGUCAGGAUAGCACGGCAGUGGUGCUUUCUGAUUCCAACUCCACACAAGACAUGUUCACUGAGCUUGCCAGCUCUCAAGACAGUGCGAAGAAGCCUUUUCCAGAGAGGAGGCCCUGUGUGCCUUGCUCAGAAGCUGCUGCCACGACCACUCCUGGCAAAGAGGCACCUGGACCUGCUGAGGAAGGGGGGAAGCUGGAGGAGCCCUUGGAGAACUGUGAGUCCUGCCAUGCAGCUGAGCCGAAGCCGGAUCCUCAGAUUCCACCUGGAGUCCCCUCCAAAGCCUCUGCUUCCUCCCUCUCCCAGGGGGAUGCCAAAAGGCGGCCUGGGCCCAGCACAGAGCAGUUUCCCCAGAGCCUCCCGGCGGACCUUGAGGAGCAGCGUAAGGUCCUGACGGAGCACUGCAUCGCCGCCUUCCGCCUCUGCCUCAGCCGCUUCCCUCAGCACUACAAGAGCCUCUACCGGUUGGCCUACCUCUACGCCUACAGCACAACCCACAAGAAUCUUCAGUGGGCUCGAGAUGUGUUGCUAGGCAGCAGUCUCCCAUGGCAGCAGCUGAAGCACAUGCCGGCACAGGGCCUCUUCUGCGAGAGGAACAAGACCAAUUUCUUCAACGGAAUCUGGCGCAUCCCCGUGGAUGAAAUCGAUCGCCCAGGUAGUUUUGCCUCUCACAUGAACCGCUCCAUUGUCCUUCUGCUCAGCGUCUUGUCACAGCUCAAGGAUUACACGACCCUGCUGAAAGUCUCAUCUAUGCUGCAGAGGACCCCCGACCAGGGAAAGAAAUACUUGCGGGAUGCGGACCGCCAGGUUCUUGCCCAGCAUGCCUUUGCUCUCACGGUGACUGUACUGGAGGACACGCUGAGCCAGCUCACAGAGGUCUCCGAAGAUCAAGACUCCACAUGCUGCAGCCUUUUGGUGGCCAGAAUGACCACAGAUGUCUCUAACAAAUCCAGUUCUGAGGAAGGACAGGAAGCUCUCCCCCAGAAGGCAGCCUUGUCUGAUGUGGGGGUGGCAGCAGUGUAUGGUGCGGAGAACGGGGUGAAAGAGGUGGCCCAGGGACAGGCUCCCACCCCCAUGGAGACUGUGGGGGAGCCCCAAGAGGCAAAACUAGAGAGAGAAGCCAAGGAGCUGUCUCAGCCAGGCUCAACAGAGACCAUGGAUUUGGAUGGGUGUUCUGAUGACCCUGAAAAAAUGUGUCCUUCCUAUAAAUGCACAGAGUCAGCCCAAGGGCUGCCUGGCAGGAUUGCUAAGGACAAAACCUUAGAGAGCAGCCGGACGGCAGAACUUUCUCUGGAGGACCUGAGCAUCAGCUCUAAGCACCAACAGCUGGAGGCGGUGGAAGUCCGAGUCCAGGCAGCUCCAGCAGAGGAAAUUAGCCAGAGGCCAAACAGGAAGAGGAAGUUGAUUGAUGAUACAGAGUCAGGGAAGACCCUCCUCCUGGAUGCUUAUCGCGUGUGGCAACAAGGCCAGAAGGUCAUGACCUACGACCUGGGCAAGAUCGAGAAGAUCAUGUCUGAGACGUAUAUGCUAAUUAAGCAAGUGGAUGAAGAAGCAGCUUUGGAACAAGCUGUCAAGUUCUGCCAGGUGCACGUAGGCGCCUCUGCACAAAAGCAAUCCACAGGAGAGGUGCCGACUACUCCGAAGCACCCAAGAGACAGCAAAGAGAGUUGCUUCCUCCCAGCUGCCACCCCCACCUCCCUGGCGCCUCCUGCGGGGGCUACAUACUCCCCAGCUUCAGAGGCCCUUCUGAGAGCAGCGGCUGACCUGCAUGCCAAGCCCAAGACAGCCUCUCCCCCCUCCUCCUCCUCCUCUGCUUCCUCCUCCUCUUCCUCUGCCAGCGUCCUGCUGUUGCCACCCCAGGAGCAAGCUGGGGGAGAGGCCCGCGCCGUCAUGUCCAGCCUCGCAUGUGAGGAGGAGGAAGAGGAGGAGGAAGAGGAGGAAGGCAAGCUAGACCGGCCUCUAGAAGGACUAGGCUUGCAGCAGCAGCAAGAGUCUCACCUCUGCCAGCAAAUGAAGAUGGCGACGGUGGCCCCUUCACCCAGCCCCACGCCCUGGCCAGAGGGGCUGGAGCCUGUGACCAGCACCAGCUCAGAAGGGCAGGGCUGUGGCCGAGCUUCCAGCUCGAAGGCUCACCUCUGCUCUGUAGCGCAGCAACCCUUGGGCAGCCAGCCAGGCAAGGCCGACAGCAGCCAAGUGAAGCCCCACCGUGUCCUGCCCAGCAUGCCAAAGCUCUUCAUCCCCUCUUCUGUUACCAAGUUCCCCCCCGAGAUCACCGUCACCCCACCAACCCCCACCCUCCUGUCUCCCAAGGGCAGCAUUUCGGAAGAAACGAAACAAAAGCUAAAGUCUGCUAUUCUUUCAGCCCAGUCUGCAGCAAAUGUGAAGAAAGAGAGUCUUUGCCAACCAGCCCUGGAAAUUGUGGAGACCUCAAGCCAAGAGUCCUCCCUGGAGAGCGAUACUGAUGAAGAGGAUGACUACAUGGACGUCUGAUGGACGCUGCAGGGCUGACCCCUCCCUCCUUCCCUUCCUCUGGCUUCUCGUUCCAGCAUCAUGGCCAGCCACCAUCAGUUACCACCUUCCCCGGUGCUGUCUCUACCGUUGCCUUUAAUUCCUCAAGCAGUUUCUGGGCAGCCCCCUCCCCAGCCAAAUCUGCCCUCACAGCCCCCAGCACCUCCUCCCUCAGUUCCUCCUCUCUCAGUUGGCGGCUUUUACAGGAGGCAGAAUUUGGCUAGGUGGCUGAGCAGAGAGAGAUCUGCCUCUCUUGUUACUUUCAGAAGAACAAUUGCUUAUUUAUCUCAGUGUUGUCUUAAAACCACCAGAUGGAAAAGACUGCUGGCCAUCUUACAGCUCUUCAGGGGUCCUUGGACAGGCUGCUUAGGCCAACAGGAUAUCUUUGGUCUUACUGAGAAAAAGAUUUCAGUACCAUUUUGGUAAUGUCUGCUUUUUACAGAAUGACACAAAAAGGAGUUUAUGUUUUGUUUUUCUAUGUUUCUGUGUAGGAGUUGGUCACAUUUAUAUGAGGGAAAUAAAGGAAAUGAAGCAUU